Molecule: messenger RNA, 2952 nt
Organism: Williopsis jadinii
Lineage: Eukaryota; Fungi; Ascomycota; Saccharomycetes; Phaffomycetales; Wickerhamomycetaceae
Product: ribonucleoside-diphosphate reductase large chain
Exons: 1
Coding region: 277-2793 (838 amino acids)
Biological process (GO): DNA replication; deoxyribonucleotide biosynthetic process
Cellular component (GO): ribonucleoside-diphosphate reductase complex
Molecular function (GO): ribonucleoside-diphosphate reductase activity, thioredoxin disulfide as acceptor; ATP binding
Source: RefSeq, a predicted model, not a curated record
AUGCUGUAGGCAGAUCAAAGCCACCAGGCCUUCCACAGAUCUGUUGGCCUGUGGCUGUUUAUAAGCAGCUCUUCUUCACUACCGGUGCUGAUUGCUCUGAUUAUCGAAGCACACACUCAGAGCUCAAGCUCAUCGCAACGGAGCCUCUUUUAUCUCCACGCCCUACAGAGUACACAAAAUUCGUAAUCACAUCGACAGAGAAGGCACAAGAGCCCUACAGCGCUGAGCAGCAGUACCCACGGAAAGAACCCUCUUCGCUUUACAGAACACUUACACAUGUCAGGUUCCCUGGUAGAAGACCUGGACGGCUCCAGCACAGCGCUCACGCCGUCGUACAUCGUUGAAAGGCUUUCUGGCUUGACACAUGGGCUGGACGCCACCGUUGACUUGGAGGCCGUGGCACAGCGGGUAUGCUCUGCUGUGCCAGAUAGCAUCACCACUGACCAGCUGGUGGAGCUCACGUCGGAGACGUUGGCCACGAUGAACACGAUACACCCGAACCACUCUGUACUGGCCGCAAGGUUUACGCUCCAGCACACGAGGACGAAGAUACCGGGGACGUUUAGUGAGAACUGUGAAAGGUUGUAUCGCUAUACAAACCCCAGGACGAAGAAGCACUCGCCAUUAAUCUCGGAAGAGCUGUAUAGUCUCUCGAAACUACACGCUGAGGUGAUAGAUAGGGCUAUUGUUGAGGCCAGGGAUGACGAUUACAACUACUUUGCUAUCAUGACUUUGCAAAAGUCAUAUUUCCUGAAGGUUGAUGCGUUGAUAGCUGAAACACCUCAGUUUAUGUUUAUGCGUGUCAGCUUGGGGAUACAUGGUAAGGACAUAGAGUCUGCUGUCCAGACCUAUGACAUGAUGUCCCAGAGGUUAUUUACACACGCGUCUCCGACGUUGUUCAACUCAGGAACGCCUAUGCCGUUCUUGUCCUCGUGCUUCCUCUUGGGGAUAAUGGACGACUCAAUAGAUGGGAUAUACAAAUCCUUACAUAAAUGUGCACUCAUUUCGAAGGCUGCUGGUGGCUUGGGGAUACACGCCUCAAAUAUAAGGGCCCAGGGAUCCUAUAUCGCUGGUACAAAUGGCACUUCCAAUGGAAUAGUUCCAAUGUUGAGAGUGUUUAACAAUACAGCCAGGUAUGUGGAUCAAGGUGGGAAUAAGAGGCCAGGGGCCUUUGCAAUAUACUUGGAACCAUGGCAUGCUGAUGUCUUUGAGUUCCUGGAUCUUCGGAAGAACCAUGGGAAGGAGGAACUGCGAGCAAGAGAUCUGUUCUAUGCCUUGUGGAUACCUGAUUUGUUUAUGGAAAAAGUGCAAAAUAAUGAAGAAUGGAAUCUCUUCUCUCCUGAUCAGGCAAGAGGACUCAAUGAGACGUAUGGAGAUGACUUCAAGAGGUUGUAUGAGAAGUACAGCGAGGAAGGCCUUGCUAUGAAAACCGUCAAAGCACAGAGGCUCUGGAACGCCAUUUUAGAGAGCCAAGUGGAAACUGGUGGGCCAUUCAUGCUUUAUAAGGACGCUUGUAACAAGAAGAGCAACCAAAAAAACUUGGGAACAAUCAAAUCUUCAAACCUAUGCUGUGAAAUUGUUCAGUAUAGUUCUGCAGAAGAAAUUGCUGUUUGUAAUCUAGCUUCCGUGGCUUUGCCGUCAUUUGUUGAGACAGUUGAUGAAUCUGUGUGGAUGAAUUAUAGCAAGCUCCACGAGGUUGUCAAAGUGAUUACGAGGAAUUUAAACAAAGUCAUUGAUGUUGGAAUGUACCCCUUGGAGGAGGCAAAGACCAGCAAUUUGAAAAAUAGACCAAUGGCAAUUGGGGUGCAAGGUUUAGCAGAUCUGUUCAUGGAGUUACGUUUGCCCUUUGAGUCCGAAGACGCUAAAAAGUUGAAUAUCAACAUCUUUGAAACUAUAUAUCACGCUGCCUUGGAAGCCUCAAUAGAGCUCGCUAAAGAGUAUGGACCCUAUAAGAGUUAUGAAGGGUCACCAGCUUCAAAGGGGAUUUUGCAAUUCGAUAUGUGGAAUCAUAACCCUUCGAACAUGUACGAUUGGGACUUGAUGAAAGAUGAUAUAAAACGCUAUGGACUAAGGAACUCUUUAUUGGUGGGACCAAUGCCUACAGCAUCGACCUCACAGAUCUUGGGGUUCAAUGAGUGCUUCGAGCCAAUAACUUCGAAUAUAUACACUCGAAGGGUACUCUCCGGCGAGUUCCAAGUGGUUAACAGAUACUUGGUGAAUGAUCUUAUCGAGCUUGGGUUAUGGGACCAGGAUAUGAAGAAUCGAAUUGUCGACGACGAAGGUUCCAUCCAGAACAUUGACAUCAUUCCACAGACUUUGAAAGAGCUGUACAAGACCGUAUGGGAGAUCCCUCAGCGCACAGUAAUUGACCUCGCGGUCGACCGUGCGCCUUUCAUCGACCAAUCCCAAUCCAUGAACAUUUACAUGAGAAGUCCCACUGUUGGGAAGCUAACCUCCAUGCACUUCUACGGAUGGAAAAAGGGACUCAAGACAGGGAUGUACUAUCUCAGAACAAUGGCAGCAUCGUCAGCGAUAAAAUUCACCAUUGACAGGAGCUUGGUAUCUAACGAACGACAAUUCAAGGGCUCACCCUCGUUGAGUAAGAGGGUAUACUCGCCCUCCAGAUCACGACCUCAGCUGCCGGUCAAAAGGUUCCAAUUGAGGUCUCUAACCGCAUCACCGGAAAGUGAGGGCAGUAACGUGGCUUCCUACAAUGAAACUGGCACUCCUCUCAGUUGCAAACUGGACCUUCUCAACGACGACGAUUCGGUAUGUGAUAGCUGUUCUGGCUGACAGAGUUCUCGGUAUGACGUAUGCUACUCUGGUUACGCGUAUGCUACUCUGGUUACGCGUAUGCUACUUUGGUUACGCGUCGACAGAUAAGCAGUUAGAGCCCUUAUCAGCAGAUUAGGUACGGGCAACAAAACAUGUCUCGAGAAGGGGAAGAGGCAC